AUGUAUUGUGAUGAUGCAAUAUCUUUCAAUCCCAUAAUAACCAGCACUCCAGCAUUUAAACAACCACAGACUGAUUCCAAUUUGUAUACUAACAACAACGAUAGUUCACUUUCCAGUCCGCCAACGAUUCUAACAACCAAAAACAUAUUCAGGACGGAGAUUGUGAGCAUCCUUGAAGAUUGGUAUGCGAGGCACGUUGAUGAUCCAUACGUUACUGAGGAUGACCUCAAAAACUUGACGAAUCAAUGUCAGCUGGAGGAGAAGCAAGUAAGAAAAUGGCUGGCAAACAGGAGGUGCAGAUCCAGGAACACACUCAAAUACAAUGGAAAGAAACAUCCGCUUUGCAGAAACAAACAACAUUAA
This is a messenger RNA of Helobdella robusta, 363 nucleotides long. RefSeq lists its product as hypothetical. Gene Ontology annotation, molecular function: DNA binding. The record is from RefSeq and is a predicted model, not a curated record. Lineage: Eukaryota; Metazoa; Annelida; Clitellata; Rhynchobdellida; Glossiphoniidae. The coding region runs from base 1 to 363 and encodes 120 amino acids. Gene Ontology annotation, biological process: regulation of DNA-templated transcription. The transcript has a single exon.